AUGAGGGAUUUGCCCGGGACCACGGUCCGUCCCGCCGCGGAGGGGGCGGGCUCGCCGGUCCCCGCCCACGGCUCUGACCGACGGCGGGGUCGGGACGGGGCUCCACGUGUGCGCAGCUUCGUGCCUACCGCAGUGCCGCUUCUGGCGUUCCUACCGCUUCGCUCCGCUCCGCCAGGCAGGAUGGGCCGGGCGCGACGGGGCGGCUGCGGGUGGCUCCCGGUCCUGCUGCUGCUCUCCGGGGCGGCGGGGUUGGGGCACGGCGGCGCUGCUCGCCUGCUCCGCUUCUCCGGGCAGGUGCCCGAGAACAGCCCAGCGGGGACGCGGGUGCGGGGCUUGCAGGUGCCGCUGCGGAGGCUGAUGGGCCCCGGGGAGCCGGCUGGGGAGUGGGCGCUGGAAGGCGACGGUGCCUCCCGCUUCUUCCUCCAGCUGCGGCCGGGCGGCGGGCAGGGAUUGCUGCUGCUCCGCACGGCCGAGCGCCUGGACCGGGAAGCGCAGCCCGAGUACGGGCUCUGGUUGCGGCGGAGGACGGGACAGUUCCUCCGGGAGGCGCUGCUGCGGGUCCGCGUCCUGGACCGCAACGACCACCGGCCGCGCCUGCCGCCGGUGCGGCCGCUGGAGGUGGACGAGCUGGCCCCGCUGCUCACGGAGGUGGCCCGGUUCCGCGCCUCCGACAGCGACGAGGGUGCCAACGCGCGGCUCACCUACCGGCCCUGGCCGCCGGGCGCCGGCAGCCGCCAGCUCUUCGUGGUGCCCCGCAGCGGGCAGGUGCUGACCGUGGGCUCCCUGCUGGGGCUGCGCCGGCUCCGCCUCUGCGUGGUCGUUCAGGACCACGGCCGGCCGCGGCCGCUGCGCAGCCCCGCGCGGUGCUUGCGCCUCGCCGUGCGCGGCCGGCGGGCGGAGGACGGCGGCGGGGCGGGGAGGCGGCGGCGGGAGCGCUCGCUGCUACCGCCCGAGCGGCCCCCGGGCCCCGGCUCCCGGAGCUACGUGGCCCGCCUGCCCCCCGGGGCGCGGGUGGGCGACACCGUCUUCACCAUCCCGCAAAGCCGCGACUGGGCGGCGGGCGGCUGGUUCGAGCUGGCCUCUCCCGGUGCCAGCGCCGUGGGAGUCGACAGGACGUCGGGGCGGCUCUACCUCCGGCGAGAACUACGAGCGGGCGGCCGGGCGGAGGUGCUGGUCAAGGUGCACAGUGGUGGAGGACGAGGAACUGAUGAACACAUAGGGGACCGUGAUCUUAUCGCUUUAUGCCGUGUUGUAAGGAAUUUUCUACCCCCGCAGGUUCACUUCGUUAGGGAGAGGCGGCGGUGCCCGUGGGCUGUGAGCCCACAGAGCAGCAGCCGCAUCCCGCAGCUCUCCGAGAGCCUGCUGCGGCUGAGCCGCGUCGGAGCGGUGCUGGGAGUCAUUAUGACAGUUGAAAGAAACAAUGCCUUGGUGGAAACCAGCCCUACCUUAUGA
Messenger RNA from Dryobates pubescens (Downy woodpecker), 1452 nucleotides. RefSeq names its product protocadherin-16-like. Gene Ontology annotation, biological process: homophilic cell-cell adhesion. Gene Ontology annotation, cellular component: membrane. Gene Ontology annotation, molecular function: calcium ion binding. Lineage: Eukaryota; Metazoa; Chordata; Aves; Piciformes; Picidae. Bases 1 to 1452 code for a protein of 483 amino acids. The record is from RefSeq and is a predicted model, not a curated record. The transcript is spliced from 4 exons.